CGCAGAUAUUAGUGCUGCGGGCUCCAUAAGAAAACAUGGAGGACGAGAACAUGCAGGUUUUUAUCGAUUAUUCAAUAAAACAGACAUUGCUUCAACGAACGAAGAACCUAGAGGAAGGAAAAGACGACAAUUUUCUUGGAUAUGUUUUUGGCGAGGUGUUCCCAAAUAAAAUUCACAUAAUUGGUUGUGCAGCUUGUACAGAAAGUCAUCCACCCGCUAAGACAGGGUAUCCAGCAGUCCCUGACUGGAAAAAUGAGAAAUCAGAAUUAUAUUCUCUUAUCCCCAACGGGAUACGUCUGGUUGGAAUUCAUUAUUCUUGUGUUAAACCUACAAAUCUUGAACCCUGUGAGCUUAAAAAAAUAUUUAAUGGAACAUUUUUAAAGGAUGCUUCAGUAACCAACAAUUCUCUAGUGGUUUUACAGCAUGUUAAUACCAGUGAUGGUGAAAGAAAAAGGUGUUUUAUCUACAACAAGGAUCUUGAAUCAGUAUCUGAGUGUGAGUGGCAAGAAGCAAGUAUCCAGGGAGAAUUUCUAGAAAAGAGGAUUUGCUUUCGAGUUCAAGCAAGCAUACCUCUAUCUGUCUCCAAGGAUCAAAAUGAUACAUCAGAAAUUACAAACAAUAUUGAAAAGACUUGCAAAGAGUUAGAUUCCACGUCAACUGCCUUCCACAUAAAAGACUGUAAACUGUUGCUUAAAAAUGUGGAUCAUGGAAGCGAUGAAUCAGAAAGCUGUGAAUCACUUCUGGCAAGGAUUGAAUUAGGACAAGAAAAACUGCAAAGCAUGCAUGGAUCAGGCAAGAGUAAAGGAAAACAGAAAAGUGCCAAGUCGGUUUCCUCUUCUGGUUCACUGAAACUUAAGGAUGUAUUGGAUGUACGAUACUUAUAUCAGCUGACAGACAAUAACAAGGAUGAGGAAGCAUUUGUACCAGUUAUCCAAUACAGGAAAGAGGCAAAGUCUAAAACAAUUUGCAACUUGGCACUUGAUGUGGUGUUAAAUUUAUCAAGAGACACUCCAUUGAAGAGUCUGCCGAAGUUAUUUAUUUCUGCCCUGUGCAGUCAGCUUAGAAAGAUGGCCUCAGUUAUGGCACAGUUUUCCAAGGGAAGCUCGUUAGCUCUCGUUAAGGCACACCACUUCAAGCUUCCUGGGUUUUGUCAUUUGGUGACCGCUGUUUAUCCCAGCAUUAAAGGAGAUGGUGAACCAAUAGAAGAUGAUAAACUUGCAUCAUACAGGUUGAAACUUCACAAAAGACUUCUUCUACCAGAAAACAGACCUCUUAUGAGACCCUCCAAUAGAUACCAGUUUGAGAACGACGGGCAGCAAGGUAUCUACUUAACAAAUCCUCACACUGGAUUGGUAGGAGGGGUUUGUGGCACAGUAGCAGUUGUUGAUGGAACAUAUUCCUACCACCAUUACAUGCAGGAUAACUUCAAUGAUGAUGGGUGGGGUUGUGCAUAUCGAUCACUUCAGACCAUCGCUUCCUGGUUUGCUCACCAAGGCUACACAUCCAAGCCAGUCCCGAGCCAUCAUGAAAUUCAACAAGCACUUGUUGAUCUCCAAGACAAAGGCAAAGAGUUUGUGGGUUCUCGGCAGUGGAUAGGCUCCUUUGAAGUCAGCAUGUGUCUGGAACAUCUUUUGGGAGUCACAUCGAAGAUCAUGUUUGUCAGCACUGGAGCAGAAAUGCGCACCAAAGGACGAGACCUGUUGCAUCAUUUUCAGACUCAAGGAACUCCUAUUAUGAUUGGAGGUGGAGUUUUAGCGCACACCAUUCUAGGAGUUGAUUUUAAUGAUCAAACAGGGGACAUAAGGUUUUUAAUUCUUGAUCCACAUUACACUGGUGGAGAAGAUCUCAAAGUUAUAUUAGACAAGGGGUGGUGUGGAUGGAAAGGACCUGAUUUCUGGAAUCAACAGGUCCACUACAACAUGUGUAUGCCUCAGAGACCAGACAUGAUUUGAUGACACAAAAAGCAGACA
This is a messenger RNA of Stylophora pistillata, 1970 nucleotides long. RefSeq names its product ufm1-specific protease 2. Gene Ontology annotation, molecular function: deUFMylase activity. Gene Ontology annotation, cellular component: nucleus; endoplasmic reticulum. Gene Ontology annotation, biological process: proteolysis. The record is from RefSeq and is a predicted model, not a curated record. NCBI's taxonomy places the organism in Eukaryota, Metazoa, Cnidaria, Anthozoa, Scleractinia, Pocilloporidae.